This is a messenger RNA of Perca flavescens (yellow perch), 1676 nucleotides long. It is a transcript of the gene mfng, whose product is annotated as MFNG O-fucosylpeptide 3-beta-N-acetylglucosaminyltransferase. The record is from RefSeq and is a predicted model, not a curated record. Bases 164 to 1216 code for a protein of 350 amino acids. Gene Ontology annotation, cellular component: membrane. Gene Ontology annotation, molecular function: glycosyltransferase activity. The transcript is spliced from 8 exons. Lineage: Eukaryota; Metazoa; Chordata; Actinopteri; Perciformes; Percidae.
CCUAUAGUCAUGCAAAUUGAUUAAUGAGGAACACCGAUGAAAAAGUUUGAAGAAGGAAGACGGAGAGGUGAUGGAGGAACCACCACGAAAUUAGACAUUAUAUAUGAGGGGACCAAGAACAUGGUUUUCACACUUUAUGGAAUGUAAAUAACUUAUUUCUAUCAUGCAGAAGAAAUGGAUACGUCGGAGGUUGACCGUUUUGAUUCUCACCAUCUUCAUCAUUCUCUACGUGGACUUUCAAUUACGCACCAGCAGCCCUCCAAAGCUCAGCGUGGCUCACCAUCCGUCACCAUUUGUGCAUCAGCCCCCCAUCCAUCGGGCUCUAUCCCCGGCCACGGACGCACAGACCCCGUCUAGCAGCAGCACCGGGAACGGAGGACACCCAGCCUCCGGAGUUGCACAUGUCACCCAGCCGAAACUGAAGCUGGAGGACAUCUUCGUCGCCGUGAAGACCACCGGGAGGUUCCACAAGACGCGUCUUGCGCUCCUGCUGGAGACGUGGAUCUCCAGAACCAAGGCGCAUACUUUCAUUUUCACAGACACGGAGGAUGUGGACUUGCAUUCAAAAGGUUAUAACAUGGUGGUAACAGGCUGCCAGUCAGAUCACAGCCAGCAGGCUCUGUCCUGCAAGAUGUCCGCUGAGUACGACGGCUUCAUGGCCUCAGACAAGAGGUGGUUUUGUCAUGUGGACGAUGAUAACUACGUGCACCCGGAGGCCCUCCUCUCCCUGCUCUCAGCCUUUCCCCAGGACGGCGACAUCUACGUGGGCAAACCGAGUCUGGACAAGCCCAUCACUGCUCAUGAACUGCUGAAGGGCAAUGCAACGAGGGAAGUGCGGUUCUGGUUCGCUACAGGAGGAGCAGGAUUCUGUCUGAGUCGGCAGCUGGCGGAGAAGAUGGCUCCAUGGGCCAGGGGCUCAAAAUUCGAGCAGACGUCGGCUACGAUCCGUCUCCCUGACGACUGUACAGUGGGCUUCAUCGUGGAGAAGAGGCUGGGCAUCUCCAUGGUGCACUGUCCUUUAUUCCACUCCCACCUGGAAAACCUGCUGCUCAUCAACCACAGAAGCAUUCCACACCAGGUGACUCUGAGCUAUGGGAUGUUUGAGAACAAGAUGAACAGCAUCAAGGUGAAAGGACGCUUCUCUAAGGAGGAAGACCCCUCCAGGUUUAAGACUGUCCACUGCAUGCUGUAUCCUUUCACCAGCUGGUGUCCUUGAACACUUCAUAGAAAACUACAACUUCCAAACACACAUGGGAUAAGGCUGGUAAUCCUGCUGGAUGAAUUAUUUUUCCUGGGUAUUGGCUAAAUGCAGAGAAAACUGAUGGAUUAACAGUAAUUUGAUGGAACAAUUUGCAGACACCAGAACUGGAGAAUCACAAAGCAGAAGUGGAGUCUCGGAGGACAGACAACUCAACAGGUUUCCCUGUACCUGCUUAUAAAACAGAUCAGAUGGACACUCGUGGAUUUAGAAAAGAGGAUAUUAACAGGAUCCUAACUACAAACUGAACAAGGUUUUUCUCUUCUUCACCUGUGUGCUUCAAACAGAUGGUUUCAUGCAAAAAAUGGGGACUUUUUGCAUCUUCACUAAUGUGUGCAGCCUGUUCUCAUGAACCAUAGGUUUGAAAAGAUAUGAAAAGAUAAGGACUGUAAUUUGUAUGAUUUCCGUGGGUGCACCA